AUGUCCCGGCCAGAAGACCAGGGGCCAGCUGAACUCUACUAUGGCGAUGCAGAAGCACAGAAGUACACGAACAACUCCAGAAUACAGAAAAUCCAAGCAGAAAUGACACACCGAGCCUUGGAACUUUUGGCCUUGCCACCCGACCAACCCCUCUUUCUGCUCGACAUUGGCUGCGGCUCCGGUCUUUCAGGGGAAAUUCUCGACGAGCUGGGAUAUAUUUGGGCGGGUGUCGAUAUUGCCCCUAGUAUGCUCCAGGUCGCUUUGGAGAGAGAGGUCGAAGGGGAUCUAUUCCUUCAAGAUAUCGGUCAAGGGUUUGGAUUCCGACCCGGUAGCUUUGAUGGAGCAAUCAGUAUCUCUGUACUACAGUGGCUUCUCACCUCCCCAUCUUCACAUCCCAACGAUACCCCGCCUGCACGCUUGACGCGCUUCUUCACGACACUCUACGCCGUACUUCGGAAUCCCUCUCGUGCAGUCUUUCAGUUCUAUCCUGAAACCGAUGAUCAGAUCACAUUGAUCACUACUAUUGCGCGAAAAGCCGGCUUCGGUGGUGGAAUUGUCGUCGACUAUCCCAAUUCACGCAAGGCACGCAAAGUGUUCCUCUGUCUCAUGGUUGGCAGUGGUCGAUACCCCGGGGCAAAUACGGAAGAAUCCAGCAGUAUGGACGUCGAUAAUGAAGGCUUACCACGAGGUCUCAAUGGCGAAGAUCCCAACGAGGAGAAACGAAAUGUCACAUUUGAACGACGGCGAGCUCGUGAAAGACUCCAUGGUAAGAAGAAGAAGAAAGGCGGGAUUGACAAGGAGUGGAUUUUGAAAAAGAAAGAGGUUCGUUUCCCCGCAAAGGUCAUGGCCACUCCUGAGCGCUUGAACAGUUGUAUCGCCAAAGGGGCAAACAAGACGUUCCAAACGAUUCCAAGUACACUGGUCGCAGACGCAAGCCGGGUUCGCAACUGCAGUCAACCUGCCCUUUCUUCAAUAGAUUCAGAUGCACGAUCUUCUGCUUCAAUCUGCUCGAGCCCAGACGAUGCUCCCCCAUUGCCUGACUCCCAAGAAUACCGAAACGCAUACACCAAGUUUCUCAUCAACUACCCUCAAUAUACCAAGACUCGACCAUUAGAUACGCUAAGGGAGCAAGAAUUUACUCGGCUGACCAACAGCAAGAUUGUCUACAUGGACGCCACCGGUGCAAGCCUUUACCCAGAGUCGCUCGUCCGUGGGCACUUGCAGCUACUUUCUCAAACUGUCUUUGGAAACACCCACUCCGAUAGUCCUUCAUCUCGAGAGUCCGAGGUUCAACUCCGCGCAGCACGGAGUGCAAUCUUAUCAUACUUCGAGGCACCAGAGUCCGAGUACGUUUGCAUAUUCACAGCAAAUUGCACUGGUGCCCUCAAGCUCGUUGGGGAGUCGUACCCUUUCACCUCGAACGGUCGGUUUGUUCUUGCCGAAGACAGCCAUAAUAGUGUCAACGGGAUUCGAGUUUUCGCCGAGCGCGCCGGGGCAUCAGUACAUUAUGUUCCUUCGACCCGCUUUGGGGGCUUUGACGAGAUGUCCAUGCAGGAGGCACUCAAGGGCAGUCCAUCUGGUGCUUCUCUCGUGGCGAUUACUGGCCAAUCCAACGUCACGGGAUAUCGUCCACGCCUCGUAGAAGUGGUGUCAAGCGCCAAGAAGGCAGGCUACGACGUUCUUUUGGAUGCCGCGGCGCUUGCGUCUACGGCACCGAUAUCCUUGGGCUCCACAUCUGACAAAGGCAAGGGGCUCAGGGGCCGAGUGGACGCGAUGGCGAUCAGCUUUUACAAAAUGUUUGGAUAUCCGACUGGUGUUGGGGCGCUCAUUGCUCGCAAAGACUUUUUGGAGAGGCUGAGAAAGCCGUGGUUUGCAGGCGGAACCGUCGAGGUGGUUGGAUUCCCAACUGGUGUGACGGAGACGGCCGUCCAAUGGGAGCGAUUCGAAGAGGGUACCACGAAUUACACAAGCAUCUCUGCCAUCCCAAGGGGUUUAGGCAUUUUAUCCCCGUUUGUCAAAGGAAAAGAUCCGGUCCUCCCACUCCGACUAUCAGCCCUUCACAAAUGGCUACACCGCGCAUUGCAAUCUAUCGUACACAGCACUGGGCUUCCCGUCGUCCACAUACUCACCAUGGAUCCGGAGCAUAUAAACCCUCAGUCCGACUCGAUGGGCUACAUCCUCUCGAUGACCUUCCACAACCGAUAUGGUAUUCGAAUUCCCAAUUGCGUAGUCUCGCAACGUGCCGACAAGUGUGGUCUCUCGCUUCGGACUGGCUGCGUCUGCAACCCAGGAGGCGUGAUUGCCAUCAUGAAUCUACGCGACAAGUUGUGGAUGCUCGAAGGUGGACUGAGAUACCAAGAGAUUGAAGCUAGGAUGGGUGUGGAUGCUGGUGUCGUCCGUCUCAGUCUUGGGAUCACCAGCUCAUUCCGCGAUGUCUUUGAAACUGCGCAGGCAUCUGGCAUUGCGCUCCUCAGCCGGUUGUCGGCGCUUGAAACCGCUUUGACCUCGACCACCCUUUUGUAUUACAUAAUCACGGCCAUGGAUGCCUCUGCAGCGCUUGCCGAGGCUCUAAUGGUUCCUCCAAUAAUCUCAGAAAUCGAUACAGCGGGCCUUGCACUCCUUUCGCAGGUCCUGAUGGACGAGCCCGCCGAUUCAGCAGACGCUAUCAUUUCAAUGCCUUUACCGGAGCCACUUCCGCCCGAAAAGGACACUUUAAACGUUGCCAAACCGAUAGGAAGCGAGGAAAAGGAGCACAUCACUGUGGUCACAGCGGAAACGACAGAACCACUGGCCUUUGAACCCAUCUCUGGGUUAUUGCCACCAGCUACUUUGGAGGACGUCGGUGACUUGGCUGCGAAAGAUGAAUUCGCAGUCGAAGAGUCGCUUGGAGAUGAGAAAAUGGCUAAAAAUCCACUCUCAACUCUUCCAGCGGCUCAGGGCGGUGACAUAGCCGCUUAUUUCGCCUUGGAAUUCCUCGACCUGCAGUACAUCUACUAUCUACAACGUUCUUCCGUGUCUCUUGGACGAUCUUCCAACGAUUCGUCUGGGACAGCCGCCGACAUCGACCUCGGACCUUUGAAGAACAUUUCGCGACUUCACGCUCGCAUCGAGUAUGAAGAGGAGCUCGAGCGAUUCGUCCUUGCCGUCGUCGGUAGAAAUGGCGCGUUUGUCGACGGAAACUGGUACGGUCCUGGCAAACGAAUACCCUUGGGCAACGGUACCCUUAUUCAAAUUUCGACUCGCACGUUUCAUUUUUUACUCCCUCAUAGCAACACACCUUCGGCCUCUGGCGAUGGCAAUGUGGAAAACGAUAUGGACAACGAAGUGCCGGCUCUGGACAGCGCCGUUACCACUGUUGACGACGAUUCGCAUUCAACCAACGCAUCUGCCACUCCAAAACAGGGAGUCGUCAUUCCUGAGCAUGAACCCGACGAAGAGGAUGAUCUUGCACUCGACGAAGAAAAUGCUGCGCUGGAUCAAAUGGAGUUUUACCGGUCGCUUAGUGGCAAAGGGAAGGGAAAGGGCAAAGGAAAGGCACCUACAGCUCCUCCCAAGCGAGGAAGAGGUCGUCCUCGCAAGUCGUCCACUGCGACCAAAGUGAAACCAGCACCAGCAUCGUCCUAUACAUACGACGACGAAGAGGAAGUCGACUUGCGCGCUGCUGAUAUGGACGACUUUGAGAGCGAAAUUGAUGACGAGGACGAUCGAGACGGGGACUUUGUGCCCAAGCGCACAAAAAGUGGUGGCCGCCGGCGGGGAGGACUGGGCAAAGUGAAGAGUGGGACAACUGCCAGAGCUGUUCGGACAUCGGUCGACGCGGUGGAGGUCAAGGACGAGGAAAUGUCUGACGCUGAAAUCGAUCAACUUGAUGAGGCAGACGAGUUACAGGAGAAUGAUGCCGGAACUGAAGCGCUUUCUCCGACGGCAGAAAAGAAGUCUGCUCCCAAAAGAAAGCGAGAACUCGUUGAUCUCGAUUUUGAGGACGUGCCCCUUGGCAAGCGCAGACGCACGGCGAGUUCAUCUGCGCCCACAGAGGCCAAUAAAGCGCCAAAGCAGCCCAAGGGUCGAAAGAAGGGAUCUAGCAAGCCAGAGAUGAAGAGCCUCUUCACGACCACUCCCGCACCUCUUCCGUCGGCAUCAGCAGCAGCGAAUGCAGAAAAUGGCGAGGCGGAUCUGGGCGACAAGGCCAAGGGAGGGAAGAAAGGCAAGGCCAUCGCGAAGAAAGGCAAGAAGACGACUGGGAAUGGAACUGAAGAUCAAGAUGAGCUCAAAGAGGACGAAUCAGAGUCGAAAGAGGUCAAGGAAGAGCCAAAACCGACAGGACCGCCACCGCCAAAGCCACCGUUUACGUAUCCAUUACUAUGCUAUCGAGCUCUCAAGGCUUUGAAUGGCAAAGCUCCAUAUCGUGCUAUCACCAAAUGGCUAGAAACUGAGUAUCCUUAUUUUGCUGCCGCAACAAGAGACGGGAAGGACGGGUGGGAAAACUCGACUCGACACACCUUGUCCUCACAUCGAGCGUUUAUCAAGAUUGAUAGAAAGCCCGAAGAACGUGGCAAAGGCUGUUUUUGGAGCUUUGACCCCGAGUUUGAGGAGCAGUUCAAGGACCAAUGGAGGGCAUCCGAGAGCCAGGCUCGUAACCCAAGACCUGGUCCUCGACCACCAAAUCCUCCUCCGCCGUUUCAAGGAGCGCCUGGCAUGUACCCAAGACCCCCAUUUCCUGGACCGCCUCCCAUGGGUUGGCAAGGAGUCACCCCGCCGCACUUGAUGCCUGGAUAUCGACCGAUGCCACCAGGCGUUCCAGGCCCUGCGUAUCCAUAUUCAUCUAUGCCUCGUCCUCCAGGCAUGAUGCCGCACCCCCUUGGUCCACAUCCACCCCCUAUGCGCCCGAUGAUGGGACCUCCUCCGCUUGGUGGACCCAUUCCGCCCGGCGCCAGCGCCGCAGCUGCGAAAGCUCGAGCACCCAAGAAGUCAAAGGCGGCAUUGGGAGCGGCAUUCAGCCGAGCUCCGCUAAUACGGCCUGGACUUGGUGGUGUACCGUCCAAGCCUGGUGAAUCCUCCACGGGAGAUGGUGGCGUAGAUGAGCUCGUACUCCGAGGCGAGCAUAUCAUUAGGAUGGCUACUCGUGCGGCAAAGGAUGAGCUCUUGGGACGUGCUCCCCCUGGAAUGGGUAUCGCGGUUGCUACAGGUGGUUGGGGAGUUGGAGGUUUCCCACCUCCUAUCCCAGUUCAUGGCGCGAAGGGACCAGGAAAGCAUCCAAUAUCCAACGCUAGGCCGACUGCGAGCCAAAAGAUCAAGUUUGUCUUAUCGGAACCUCCCCCAGAAGCUCCUGUGCCCAUGGCACCCCCUGUUCCGAUGAACCAGGCGAAGCCUGAUGCAUCAGAUGGUGGUGAAAAGGAAAAGCCUGUACCAAGACCCCUGGUCGUCCCACUCCUUUUUUUCAGCGGCACGUUGUACAUCAACCCGAAGGCGUACUCGCAACUGGACGAGGAAGACGUCACAAAGAUGAACGGCAUGACAUUCGCAGAUGCAAUGGCACAUGUCAUGGCCAAAUGUGCUCCGAUUCCUGCGCCUUCGCGAACCCCAGCGCCGAACACCAAAGUCUCUGGGGACAAGGAUGAGGAAAAGGAGGAAGACGAGGACGAGGCCUCUCAAUCACCCAUCGUAGACUCCCCUGCUGACGAUGGUGAAGGAUUCUUGCGACAGCUUCCAACUUGA
Serendipita indica DSM 11827 is the source of this 5715-nucleotide messenger RNA. The record is from the annotation of a GenBank genome assembly. NCBI's taxonomy places the organism in Eukaryota, Fungi, Basidiomycota, Agaricomycetes, Sebacinales, Serendipitaceae.